AUGGCCACCAUGACAGAGUUGAGCCCCGUAGAAGGGGAGAGUAAGUACUCCCAAGAUAUGCAAGUGGACAAGAAACUCAUCCCCAGCAAAGUUCCAGGCUUAUGUUCCACUCGCUAUGGGUUAGCCCUUAUCCUACAUUUCUGCAACUUGUCACUGGUAACACAAAAUAUUAUCAUGUACAUCACCAUGGUAGCCAUGGUCAACAGCACAGACCAUCAAUCCCAGCUCAACAGCUCCACAGAGGGGCUGCCUAUUGAUUCAUUUGGUGGUCCGAAUAAUACUCCAAAGAGUCUUCCUGCAAGGGCUCCUUCGUAUGACUGGAGCCCCCAAAUUCAAGGCAUCAUCUUCAGCUCUCUCAGCUAUGGCAUGAUUCUGACACUGGCUCUCAGUGGAUACCUGGCUGGAAGAGUAGGAACGAAGCGAGUGUUUGGUUUCUCUUUGUUUGUAUCUUCGCUUCUCACCCUUUGCACCCCUCUGGCUGUUGACUUUGGAUUAACUUCCCUCAUUGUAACUCGAAUAGUCCACGGCCUAAGCCAGGGCUCAGGAUUUGGGGGUCAGUUUGCAGUUUGGGAAAAAUGGAGUCUUCCACAUGAACGAAGCAGACUCUGUGCCAUUGCUUUAUCAGGAAUGCCACUGGGAUCCUUCACUGCCCUCCUCAUUGGUGGUUUCAUUAGUCAAGCCAUUGGGUGGCCUUUUGCCUUCUAUGUCUUUGGAGGCACUGGCUGUGUCUUUUGCCUUCUCUGGUUUUUUCUGGCUUAUGAUGACCCUGCCUCUCACCCAUGGAUAAGUACCUCAGAAAAAGAAUACAUCAUAUCCUCCUUGGACCAACAGGUCAGUUCUUUUAAGGAGCCUCUUCCCAUCAAGGCUAUAUUCAGAUCUCUACCCUUUUGGUCCAUCUGUAUUUGCAGUUUAGGCCAUUAUUGGUUACUUACCAUAAUAAUUGUGUACACACCAACUUACAUCAGUUCUGUGCACAGUGUUAACAUCAGAGAUAAUGGAGUCCUAUCAGCCUUUCCUUUCCUUUGUGCCUGGGCCACUGGUAUCCUGGGAGGCUGUCUGGCAGAUUUCCUUCUGAGCAAGAAUUUUAGGCUCAUCACUGUGAGGAAAAUUGCCACAGUUCUAGGAAAUCUACCCGCUUCAGCAUUUAUUGUGGCCCUGCCCUACCUUAAUUCCAACUAUAUCACUACAGUUGCCUUUCUGACGCUGUCAUGUGUACUAAGCCAAUUUUGCCAAGCAGGGAUCCAUAUCAAUACCUUAGAUAUUGCCCCAAGGUAUUCCAGUUUCCUCACAGGAGUCUCAAGGCAACUUUCACACAUAGCAUAUAUCCUGGUCCCCAUGGUCACUGGAUUUCUUCUCAGUCAGGACCCUGAGUUUGGGUGGAACAAUACUUUCUUCUUGAUGUUUGCCAUUAACCUAUUAGGACUGAUCUUCUACAUCAUAUUUGGAGAAGCAGAUAUCCAAGAUUGGGCUAAAGAGAGGAAACUCACUCGUUUAUGAAGUUAUUCUACCAUGGAUGGAAAAGUCAUAAGCCAC
Propithecus coquereli (Coquerel's sifaka) is the source of this 1533-nucleotide messenger RNA. It is a transcript of the gene SLC17A3, whose product is annotated as solute carrier family 17 (organic anion transporter), member 3. The transcript is spliced from 12 exons. NCBI's taxonomy places the organism in Eukaryota, Metazoa, Chordata, Mammalia, Primates, Indriidae. The record is from RefSeq and is a predicted model, not a curated record. The coding region runs from base 1 to 1497 and encodes 498 amino acids. Gene Ontology annotation, biological process: monoatomic anion transport; urate transport; transmembrane transport. Gene Ontology annotation, molecular function: urate transmembrane transporter activity; toxin transmembrane transporter activity; xenobiotic transmembrane transporter activity.